This is a messenger RNA of Pocillopora verrucosa, 2266 nucleotides long. RefSeq lists its product as uncharacterized. The record is from RefSeq and is a predicted model, not a curated record. Lineage: Eukaryota; Metazoa; Cnidaria; Anthozoa; Scleractinia; Pocilloporidae.
AGUUUAUGUCCUGCUACUACAACAUAUGUGGUGGUGAUCUGAAGUAAGAAUUCUUUUUCAGUGCGACUCUGAAGGAUAGUUUAGGAAACGUGGGGAUAAUUGAUGGCUCAUUACAUGACAACAAAGGAAAGUUGUCCGGGAGAAACUGGUAAAUAGUACUUGCUCGGCGGCCAUCUUUGCCCAUGGCAUGGGAAACUUGUUCAUGAUUUUCCUCAAAUUUUGAUUGUUAUAGUUAGGAAUCGUGCUUAUAAAACGGGACACAGUUAGUUUGAGACUCCUUAACUUGUCAAGUAUAAAAAUUAGAAAAAUCCGCCGGUAAUAUGUGGAGAAACGUCGCUAAACUUUGCCGCCAGCCAAGUUCCCGUCAUGGUUUUUUCAGGCAGUAUAGCUCUAAAUCUCAGUUAGAGGUUGUGAUCCUGGAGAAGUUGAAGUUGCAGAGAUACAAGUUCUUUGAAAAAUCAAAAACACCACUUUUAGGCCUUGAACCGUUGAAGCCGAAUCACCACGACUUGGAUGCGAUCGACGUUCGUUUUAAACAACCGAACGUGUUGUACUUGAGAACUGAACUGCUACUUCAACGUCUUGAAUACUUAAAACCAUCAGGCUUGUUACCAAGACAGAAAAGAAAACUCAUUGAACGGUCUCCACCAGUUCUUGUUUUCACUGAAGACCACCAAAAUGAUAAGGUGAAUUAUCUUCGAGGAAUUAUUCGCACUCAAAAGGAAGGAGAAAUAGAGAAUGUCCACUUGUUGCAUCCUUGUUGGAGGAUGAUUUUAAUGCCAAAACGAGAACUCGAUAAUCGCUUGAAAUUUAUUACAGAAGAGCUUCGAAUGGCUAAAGAAUCGGCGUUGAAAAUGCUUUUGCAUUUACCUUGUUUUUUGCUUCAUGACACUAAAUCCUCUUCAGAGGCGUUUGUUGUCAUGCAUAAGUAUAAUCUUCCAAAGGGUUACAGCUUGGAUCAUCACACUGCUAAUAUCUACCCUCCCAUUUGUUCUACCAGCCUUGAUAUCAAUCCAAGGCUAUUCACCAGACAAUCUGAUGAAGAACUAGCCAAAAAGUUUCCAAAAUUGUCUCUUGGAGAAUUGCUGGAUUAUUCCUAUCCAACUCAUCAUGGAAAAGGAAAAACAGAGGAUCUGACUAAGUUUCUUACUGAAGCUGAAUACAGAGAACAAAGACCAAAAUACAACAGGAUUAUUUAAAUAACUGAUUGUAACUUGUAAUGUUCAUUUAAGUCUGUUAACUCCUUAUCAGCUGUACACUUUGUUGAUUUAAAGUUAUGAACACUUAUCUAUUUACAAUGGCAUCAAACUCCAGCUUUCAGAUGAGUUGUAUUUUGGAUAAUUAGUAACAAAGAUUUGGAAACACUCUUUAAAUUAAUGAUAGUGAUAUUCAGUAGAGGUAUUUCAGUGGAUUGUCAAAUCCACAGAAGUAAAGAGGAAACACUGUUGCCCACCACUGUUAAUGUCUCACUCAAUCUGUAGUGUAAUGGCUUGUGUAGCAUCAAAUCAUGACACAAAAUUAUGAUAAACAAUUGUGCAAGUUUGAAAGAAAGUAUUUCUGACCCAUUCAUGCACCUUUAGUUAUCUUUCUUAAUAAAAUUAACCACUUGUUCCAUUUGAACUGCCUUUGAACUCUUUCCAACAGUGGAAAUUUUUGUGCAGGGCCACUGUUACACCAGUUAGUUGGUAAAUGACCAUUGCACAUACUGAGCUAUACUAGUGUCAGAUCUCUGUGCCCUCCAGACCCUAUCACAGUCAAAAUUUGUAAAGAAUCACCCUUGUCAAUGGGAUAAAGCCUAGUAACAUUUUAAUGGGAUGCCCCCUUCCCAGGUCACAGAUGGGAGUCAAAACUAGAGUUUAGUAGUAGUCACAGGUCAUGUUUUCUUGUGUCUCUGUGAAUCAACUAAAUCAGUCAACAGCUGUACCAACCACCAACAACAUAGCACUUAUUAUAAGCACUUAAGUGCAAAAAAUUCUUCGCCCCCAAAUAAGUGUGAGCCCUUGAGCAACACCAGUUAGCGAGAGGUCUGCACCUGGUGUGGCACUGAUAAUGAGUUGCUAGAUCUCUUGAGACCUUGCCAGCUCACUUUGCCAAGGGCAUUUAACUAACUUGCUAGUGAAGAAGCAAUUGAGCCACAGUACCUGCUUUCAGCCUAUUAAGAACAGAACAGAGAUAGUUUAUGAUGACGAUUUGUCGCAACUGCUUCCAAGAGUUACUAAUUUAUCACCAACAAGUUAUUAUUCUAUCAGUUAAGCAGCUUUUCAUG